Molecule: messenger RNA, 6224 nt
Organism: Dermacentor silvarum
Lineage: Eukaryota; Metazoa; Arthropoda; Arachnida; Ixodida; Ixodidae
Gene: betaggt-I
Product: geranylgeranyl transferase type-1 subunit beta
Exons: 9
Coding region: 145-1224 (359 amino acids)
Biological process (GO): protein geranylgeranylation
Cellular component (GO): CAAX-protein geranylgeranyltransferase complex
Molecular function (GO): CAAX-protein geranylgeranyltransferase activity
Source: RefSeq, a predicted model, not a curated record
CAGCACCGUCUCACAACAGUUACAAACCACACGAACUUGCGUGAACGGGUGGUCUGCUAGCAGCGGUUGUUAUGCAGAUAUUUGUUAGCUGGUGUACUCGUUCAGGAUUUUAGGCACGCUGUUUAGUGAUUCACAGUUAUAACGAUGGUUUUUCUGAGGGCUCAGCACAUUAAGUUUUUCCAGAGAUGUCUCACUGUUCUCCCCUGCGCUAUGUCAUCUUUGGACGAAAUGAGAAUGACUGUAGCAUAUUUCGCAGUUUCUGGACUGGAUCUGCUCAACGCUCUCGAUACAAUAGAAAACAAAAAACACAUCGUCGAGUGGAUAUACUCGCUUCAGGUCUUGCCUAAUAAGGACCGGACUAAUCUUGACCGCUGCGGUUUCAAGGGAUCUCAUGCUACUGGCUUUAAAGGGAACGACUUGGAUGAUAAUGCCAGCAAUUUUAACUGUGGCCACAUUGCCAUGACCUACACUGCCUUGGCCACCCUCGUUAUCCUCGGUGAUGACUUGAGCAGAGUGGACAAGUUUGCCAUCAUGCAAGGUCUCAAAGCACUCCAGCAAGAGUCUGGAAGCUUUACAGCUCUCAUCCACAGAACUGAGGACGACAUGCGAUUUGUCUACUGUGCUGCGGCAAUAUGCUGUUUGCUGCACGACUGGUCUGGAUUUGACAAAGACAAGGCUGUGAGCUUCAUUCGAAGCUGUUAUGGCUACGAUGGAGGGAUAUCGCCGUAUCCAGGAACAGAAUCGCAUGGGGGCUCGACAUACUGCGCGGUGGCCUCACUCAUCCUCAUGGGGCAGCUGCACUCAGCGCUGAGUGAACGACAGUUACGCAACCUGCAGCGAUGGUGUCUGAACCGGCAGUUGACGGGAUUCCAGGGUCGUCCGAACAAACCCAUCGACACUUGUUACUCUUUUUGGGUAGGCGCAGCCCUCAAGCUUCUAGGUGCCUUCCAGUUUGUUAACCACAAGGAGAACCUAGAAUUUCUCUAUUCGACUCAGGAUGGAAUCACAGGUGGCUUCAGCAAGUGGCCCGACGGUGACCCUGAUCCCAUGCAUGCCUACAUGGGCGUUGCGAGUUUGUCCCUCAUGGGUGCGGAGAAGGUGGCACCGCUUGAGCCAGGACUCAACAUCAGCCAGCGAGCAGCGGAGCAUCUGAAGAGCGUCCACCUCUCUUGGGAGUUGCUCAAGCUCAAAGCAAAUGACGCGAGUGGAGCUGGAGACAGAUGAUAGUGCGCACUGCCAGAGUGCCUAGUGCCUUCGCGGUUGUUGUUACUUUGUGGGCCAGGGCAUAUGUAGUUGUUGCACCUUUUUGGGCUGACAUAUCAUAUUUAGUGAACUUGCGGCACUGUCCUUUACUUUCUUUUUCCUUAGCUGCGGUGCUGAUGGCACCUGUUGAUAACGCCAGCAAUGGACAGCGAGCGGACUGCACCAGAUUGUUGUUAUUUCGGUUUCGUUAUAUUCUUUCUAUCACAACCAUGCUCGCGAUUCUAAAGAUAUCUUUCAACUCCAGUUUGUACAUGUGGUAUAUUGACCUGCUGGUACGCGGGUAUUGUACCGCAGAUGGUGUCCUUCUGUGAAGGCAACCAACCAUUAGAUAUUUGCGAUGACUCUCUCAGUUUGAGCAGCGCAUAAGCAGGCAUGGCGUGCCAUAUACUUUGUGCACUACAGAUUGUGAGCGUAUGUGCUCUAGGCUUGUGGAUUCGUCAAGCCUUCGUAGUGUGUAAUGUGUUUGUAAACACUUCUGCUGAUGUUGUGCACCACACCUGCAGUUAUUCUUCCUGCAGAAUUAACUCAUGCCUGCAUAACUGUGCUGGAAGAUAAUUUUCUGUGUUAUUUUAAGCAGAAACUCUGAGCUUUUGUACAAUCUAUUUAGGAAUGCACACAAUUCCUGUGAGCUUACAUUCAUGCUUUCUAUUUCGCAGUGUUGAAAACUGAACAGGUGUGAUCUUAUGCUGUUGCUGAUGUAGUUCAAUGAUUAGGAGUGUAGGCUUUGUUCCAUGCUGUUUAAAGCUGGUUCAUGGAAAUGUGUACUGCCAAGAUAUGCAUAGUUCAUGCGAAUACUUAUUUCUCUGGUCAUUUCACUUUUGUAUCUCAUUCACUGCUAUUGUGAUUACAGUCACAACUGCUUUAAAUGUUUUAAAGUAUAAAUAUUGCUAGUUUUUGUCCAAAAUGCACAACUCAAUACCCUUGCGUUUUGGCUUCGAGCCACUAUGCUUUAUUUAAUCCAAAGACACUUUUUCUGUCUGUGAGAUUUUCAUUUCAUUUCUGCCUGGCAAGGAGUUAAUGACUGCUUACUCCUAUUUUUUUUAUUCAACCGUCUUUGUACAGUAGCUCUUGUGCAAAUGGAGUGGUGUUCUUGUUAUAAAAUAUUUAUAUUUUAUGAUGACGAAGCCAGUGUAGACUGGAAGCUGCAUUGAAUUAAGGUACAUACGAAUUAUGAUUAUUUUUGUAUGGUAUGCGAGUUGACACUUAUCAACCUUUCCCAUGUGUGGCAAAAAUCAUUUGAUAUUAGGUAUGGAUAUGGAUUAAAACAUUUUAAACCCAGAUAAUUCCCAGUCUUUACUCAAUUGGUUGCCGUGGUUUACAUGCAUAACAUCUAAAAACAAAGAUUUGGCUGUCUUUAUCUGGAGAUCAUCAACACUGCCACAUUGAAAUGGCAACAGUGCUGAAGGUGGCAUUUAUGAAGUAAGUCUCUCUGUUUCUAGCAAUUUAGAAUUUCAGUUUUUAUCCUUGUUUUUUUAACAUGCUGCAAGCAAACAAGGGUUAUGAUUGUUGUGGCCAGAAAUAUGCCACUGUGAUAUAAAGAGAUGUCACUGAGCACACAAGCUAACAUCAGACAAGCACAUGCGAAAUUUUGAAAAGGCAUGUCGCUUGUUACUUCUCUGAUGUGACGUCAGUCGAUUGACUAUUUCAAGGGGCCCUUGAACCACAUUUCUUUGAAGCUUCAAAAAUGCCUUUGGACGAGUAUGGUACCUCCCGGGAAUAUAUUACCGAAAUAAUUUUUGAAAAAGAUCUAGUACGAGCGUAGAUAGUUUGAGUGCGGUAUUUACCUUUCUCAUUCACCCUCAAUGUCCUCCGUUCUGAAGAAGUGGAGGGUCGACGGUAGCGAUAGAGCGCCUGCGGCAUUACGGCAAGCGGGCUUGUAGCGGCAAGCUAGCCGCCGCAGUAUUUAUGCUACUCGGCAGACGCAGCUAGGUGUGGCUACAUGCAACUGUGAGUGCAUAGCAAGGCUGGAGUGCGAGCUCGGGUGCGCCAGCCUGGCCGUGCUAUGUAGUGUGGACCAGGCUUUGUCCUGCAUGGAUAGUAGGCAAAUCCAUAUUGCACACUUUGUAGCAUUCAAUAUGAAGCACAUCUAGCCAGGAUCGGUCGCUGUCAGGAGUGGCCAUGCACUGGUGCAUGUUCCUUGUUAAUGCUAACUGCUAUUCAUUGCGAGGCACAGCAGACAUAGCCUCCGUGUGAUCUGGGCUUAAGUUUCGCGUAGUUGGAAGCUAGUCGAGUGCCCUAGACUAAUCAAAUUAGCGAGAACCGACAGCUACAGCACCGCGAUAAGCAGCGUGGCCAAAGUUCCAUUCAUGUGUGGGCGGGUACGGCCAAGCAUGAGCAUAUGAUAGUCGGCUCGCGCUUCUUGAUUGAUGUCGGCUAUUGGCUAAUAGCAGCCAUGUAUGGGAAUCUGCUAUGGGGCAAAAUAUGGCAGCCCUGAAAAGGAUUAGGAGAAGGCUUCCAUUGAAAAGAGAGUGUUCGAGAAAAAGGUGACUUCGCACUCUGCUUGUGAGCUCCAUGCGCCGCGCAGAAGUGCAUAAUUAGGCUGAGAUGUUCACAGCAGCAUAUGUUAUCUGCGGGAUGUGUUUUUUCACCUAGCUCAAAGGGUGGUUCAGGACCCAUUUUUAAAUAUAAUUGUAAAUAAUCCAAUAAUUCACAAAAUAGUUUGUGAAUUGCUCAAGCAGCCUUUGUCGAUAUGUACACAAUGUACUAUUGUGAAAGGGAACAAUUGAUUUGUGUUCAGGCUGUGAAACAUCCUUGCUAUUUGUCGUGAAAUGAUGACACUUUCUUGAACACAUGAUCUACUUAGCAUGUAUCCGGAAGUGGCGUCCCAACUUGUGCUUCUGAAGGAAUUAUUGUUCAAAUGUCAAUGAGGUGUUCCCUUUCAUAGCACCCCCUGUACUAAUGAAUAAUUAAGCACUGCACGACUGACGCUUGCAUUUUAUUGCUUUGUGUAACAUUAAACCACUCCUGUGUUUAGUGUAAUGAAUAACUGUUAAGCCUUGUUAAACACACUUUUGUUAGCCAUAGUGCAGGAAUCCUCACAUAGUUCUGCAAGUUUAUUAAAUGCAACUUGCACCGACAAAAGGACACUGCUACUUUUUGCUAUUCAGCUUGGAGCUACCAUUGCCAGCCACCCAGGAUUUGACAAAACACGAAGCGGUAUUCUGAAUGACAAGAAAUGCUUAUCCAUAUUUCUAGCAUGCACUCUUCGUGACCUACAGCAUAGAAAACGUUGAGAAUGUGUUGCCGAAAUGUGACUAGAAAUAAUUUUAGGAAAGAAAGGAUUCCGGCCUAUGCAGUGCUAUCAUGCGUGACACAAAGGGAAACAUGCUGAAGGCCACAACCUCCUCAGACAUACGAAGAAAACCCAGUGACACGUUUUCAGCUCAUCUUUGUUACCGACUGGUAUAUAUUACAAACCUAAAAGACCUCGUUUUCCAUUAUUCCAAGGUUAGAUGCACAAGCAGCAUUUCUAUGCUCACGGACUAAGCGACCAUUUCCAUUAGUCUGCCCAGCUAAGAACUGCUUUUGCUGGACUUGAACACUAAAUGAAGGCACAUCGUUGUGCGUGUUACGUUCAUGCUGGAUCCUGGAUUUGCAACAUCAUCUUGAAGCAUUUGAAAUGUACUUAAUCAGUGUUUUCCAUUGUUUGCACAUUCCCGAAAUGCCACCCUCAGAGCACCAGUUUGCAUUUGCGAAACAAGAAAACAAAGUGUUAGGGUGCUAAACCUAACAAGUAGAGAGGGUGUUCCAUCACAGUGAUAGAAUGCAUGCCACAAAUUCGUGCACUAUCAGUGCAGAGUGUGCAGGGACAUUAUUGUGGUGCAGAAUCCAGCACACCUUUUUGACAAAUUUGGCCACAUGUAGAGUACACAAUCUCUCAUAUGCUUCAGGACAGUCAUGUAGAAAGCUGCAUUCACAGUUUGACCGUCAGGUGCAAAUUUAUGGUGCACAAUUCCAUGGCAGUCAAAAGAAACACUAUCAACAUGACUGAUAUUUGCUUUAACAUUCCUCGCUUCUUUGGCCUUGGCUCAUCUUUCUUUUUCUCCUCCUUGCUCUGUGUCUUAGGCUCGAUGUCAUAUUCGUAAAUCCAAGUUUCGUCACUGGUGACGACCCUUUGCAAGAAUUUAUAGCUGUUGUCUGAAGUUUUCUAUUCAAUACAACAUUCUUUUCGUCACAACUUUUGCUCAGGAGUUGCCAGCUUCAGCACCAUCUUUGCACAAACCUUUUUCAUUUCAAAUUUCCAGUCAAAAUUCCAUGUACGAACGACAUUCCCAAACUAAGUGCUUCUGAUAUCAUUCUAACAGUCAUUCGGUAGUCACUGAGCACAAGAGAACGCACACAUAAGACGUUUUCAUCUUUGCACAAGUUGGAGGGGAGUGAGUCCUGAUCUUGCACCAUCUUAGUGUCUUCACGGCCUUCCCGAAAACGCUGAAUUUGAAUGCAGUUCUAGUCCAGUCCAGUUCAGUUUAGUCAGUUCAUUCAAGUUCAGUCCAUUCAAAUCCAGUUCCAUAGGCCUUUUGCAACAUUUGACGAAUACCUGCACCAUGCUUGCCCAAUUUCACAAGAAAGUUUACACUGAUCCUUUGUUCCUUCGACCUCCAUUUCAACAAAGACUAAAAAUGGGUUGCACAAAAAGUGCACGCAUUAUAUUCUGCCUUGUCAUACGGCAGUCCGGCUCGUACUAAAGGUCAACCAGGUCCUUUUGAGUGGCUGAAUCCAUGCACUGAUGGCAAAGCAAAAGAAAGCGAUACAUGGUGGAGCUAGUUGAUCAGAAACGACUUGUGGAAAAUGCAAAGCUGCCCCGUACUGGCCAGUGAAAAACAAAUCCUCUGUCACAGAGCAUAGAAACCUGCUUCAGAUUGUCCGGUAGAAUUCACUGUUAAUGUUGUGGUGCACACUGUUGCACUUUUGUUGUACAAGGUGCCACUUGAAUCUUAUGCACACUAGAGCUGAUCACGGUA